UAAUGACUGAUACUAAGGGAUCAAUGGUGGCUCCAUUAUCUAAAUAUAAAUUAGUAUUCUUAGGAGAUUAAUCGGUCGGAAAAACUUCUAUAAUUAAUCGUUUCAUGUUUGAUACAUUUGAUGGCAAAGAUCAUGUAAGACAAUUUGAAUAUUCAAGCCUACAGUUGGCAUAGAUUUUAUCUCCAAGACUCUUUACUAUGAAGAUAGAACCAUUCGUCUUUAAUUAUGGGAUACUGCAGGAUAAGAGAGAUUCAGAUCCUUAAUACCAAGCUAUAUUAGGGAUAGUGCAGUUGCUGUAGUAUGUUAUGAUGUUGAAGGUAAUUUCUGAUAAUACAAAGUGAAAUAAUCAUUUGAUAGUGUUGUAAAAUGGAUUGAAGAUGUACGUUUAGAAAGAGGCAAUGAUGUAAUAAUCUUUUUAGUGGCCAAUAAGAUUGAUCUUGAAAAUAGGUAAUUAUAUGCAUAUUAAUGGAAAGAGUUGUAUCAACAGAAUAAGGAGCAACCUUAGCCAAGGAAUAAGAUGCUCAUUUUAUAGAAGUUAGUGCAAAAUCAGGAAGCAAUGUUGAAUUACUAUUCAAAUAAAUAGCAGCUACUCUUCCAGGUACUGAAACAUCUUAAAUGGUUAAUUCUGUUGUUAACAAUCCAAUUUAACGUAUUAAAUUUCAUAGAUCUAUAAGCAAAAAAUAAUAUAAAUUUAGAUAAUCCAUAAAAUUAAGAUUAAGAAAAGAAAGAUGGAAAGUCAUGUUGUUGA
Molecule: messenger RNA, 748 nt
Organism: Paramecium pentaurelia
Lineage: Eukaryota; Ciliophora; Oligohymenophorea; Peniculida; Parameciidae
Source: the annotation of a GenBank genome assembly